Molecule: messenger RNA, 1815 nt
Organism: Puccinia triticina
Lineage: Eukaryota; Fungi; Basidiomycota; Pucciniomycetes; Pucciniales; Pucciniaceae
Exons: 14
Coding region: 1-1815 (604 amino acids)
Biological process (GO): transmembrane transport
Cellular component (GO): fungal-type vacuole membrane
Molecular function (GO): transmembrane transporter activity
Source: RefSeq, a predicted model, not a curated record
AUGGGGCAUGUUGCUGUCAUUACUGAUGAUCAACUUCAAGGAUCCAAAUUAUCUAAAUUCAACCGAACCGAGGCGAGUGAUACCUUGGAAACAGCCGAUACCAGGCAAGAUCCUCCAGCCGACAAGGGCAAGUGCGCGUUUCAAUAUUUGAUAGCUAUGCUCACUAUCGAAACACUUGUGUGGGGACUUGCCACCUCGUUUGGAGUGCUACUCAAUUUUUACCAAGACGAUCCACGUAGCCCAAUAAAGUCAGAUCCACAUGCAAAGGUCAUACUCACUCUUGUCGGAACAAUAAUCACUGGUAUCAUGGCUACCAUAGCACCUUUGAUCUCGUUUUGGAUAGCCAAGAAGCCAUGCAUAAGACGUCCAUUGAUGUUUUCGGGCCUGCUUGUAUGCACACUGAGCUUAUUCUUGUCGGCUUAUUCUACUUCUGCCUUUCACAUUCUCUUGAGCCAAGGAAUUGGAUACGGUAUUGGCGGAUGCGCGUUGUAUUUUUCGGCACUCUCUCAUCUUCCGGAAUGGUUCGAAUUAAGACGAGGGUUCGCAAACGGAGUGAUUUUCACGGGGACUGGCUUAGGAGGGUUGGUAUUUCCCCUAAUAUUAAGCAGUCUGCUUGCGAAGUAUGGCGCAAAAUUUGCCUUGCAAGUUAUAACGGCGCUGUUUGCAAUUCCGAUUUUUAUAGCGGUUUUCUUCAUACGCCCGAGAAUUGCGAAUGGCCACGCGUGCCACGAUAGCUCGGAUAGAUCUGUUUCCGAUUCUUGUGAAAAGCAGGCCAUACCAAGUUCGGAGAACCUGUUCCGCAAAUUUUAUCUCUGUUUAACGGGAAUAUUUUGGACUUAUAUAGUUCUAAACAUAGUCCAAUCAACCGCAUAUUACCUCCCAGGCCUGUAUCUUCCAACCUAUAGUCACUGUCUCGGCCAUGACAGCGUAACAGGAAGCUAUCUGCUGUCGAUUCUAAAUGCUGGAACAAUAUUCGCGCAACUUGCAGCUGGUAUCCUUUCAGAUCAUUAUUCGCCCUUCCUCAUUGGCGCCACAGCUAAUCUCUUAGGGGGUGCAAGUGUUCUCGUCCUGUGGGGUGUUAUGAGCCAGAACGGAAUCAUAUGGCUGUUUGCUUUCGCGGCAAUUUAUGGUUGCACGGCUGGUGCAUGGACAAGCUUAUAUUUUCGGGUUUUGAAACAUUUCAUCUCGGAUCCCGAGUUGUUGUUUUGUGCCUAUGGAACCCUUUACAUGACUCGAGGGAUAGGUGAGCCUACCACUGUGGACAGCGUAUCACGGUUUGUCCAAUGCAAGCUUAGGAACAGCCAAGGCAAAUUGAGAGACUUACUGCUCACUGGCAUCCAGGAGGUGCCGGGGAGGGACAUUAACCAUCCUGUUCCAAGCAUUUCGGCCUUGCUUGCCGAGAUGAAUUCAAGCUUGCUUCUGCCUUUGCCAAAAAAUCAUGGAGGGGCAGCAGCAAAUAGACCGGACGCUCUGCGCGGCAAUCAGACCCAUCUGGAGGCUUGGCUGGCUUACUUGCGAAUCCUGACAAUUACUCAGCUGCACGGUAGAGGCCCGAGGGAUUCUGGGAAGCAGUGGAUUAAUAUUGAUGCUCACUUGCGUGAACUGGCUACCAAGGGCCGAGCUUACCGCACUGUUUUCUACCAAAUUGUCUUGGACUUUGAUUGUGAAACCUUUGGGCACAAUACAUUUGAUGAAAUGGAUCCGGAUACAAUCAAGCUCCCUACGGAUGAGGAAGUGGAAGCCCAGAUGGAACUUGCCGAUGCCGUUAAUCCAGGUGUGGUUGCGGAUGAGGAAGAUGAAGGCGGCGAGCUUUGA